Molecule: messenger RNA, 1926 nt
Organism: Phasianus colchicus (ring-necked pheasant)
Lineage: Eukaryota; Metazoa; Chordata; Aves; Galliformes; Phasianidae
Gene: KCNJ10
Product: potassium inwardly rectifying channel subfamily J member 10
Biological process (GO): potassium ion import across plasma membrane; regulation of monoatomic ion transmembrane transport
Cellular component (GO): plasma membrane
Molecular function (GO): inward rectifier potassium channel activity
Source: RefSeq, a predicted model, not a curated record
AUGACGUCGGCCACCAAGGUGUACUACAGCCAGACCACGCAGACCGACAGCCGCCCUCUCAUCGGCACGGCGCUGCGCCGACGCCGCGUUAUGACCAAGGAUGGCCGCAGCAACGUGCGCAUGGAGCACAUCGCCGACAAGCGCUUCCUGUACCUCAAGGACCUGUGGACCACCUUCAUCGACAUGCAGUGGCGGUACAAGCUGCUCCUCUUCUCUGCCACCUUUGCCGGCACCUGGUUCGCGUUCGGCGUCGUUUGGUACCUGGUGGCGGCGGUGCAUGGCGACCUGCUGGAGUUCGAGCCGCCGGCCAACCACACGCCGUGCGUCAUGCAGGUCCACACACUCACCGGUGCCUUCCUCUUCUCCCUGGAGUCCCAAACCACCAUCGGUUACGGCUUCCGCUACAUCAGCGAGGAAUGCCCGCUGGCCAUCGUGCUGCUCAUCACCCAGCUGGUCCUCACCACCAUCAUGGAGAUCUUCAUCACCGGGACCUUCCUGGCCAAGAUUGCCCGGCCCAAAAAACGAGCGGAAACCAUCAAGUUCAGCCAAAACGCCGUGGUGGCCCAACACGACGGCAAGACGUGCCUGAUGAUCCGCGUGGCCAACAUGCGCAAGAGUCUCCUGAUCGGCUGCCAGGUGACGGGCAAGCUGCUGCAGACCCACCUCACCAAGGAGGGCGAGAGCGUGCGGCUCAACCAACUCAAUGUGGACUUCCAGGUGGACACGUCGUCCGACAGCCCCUUCCUCAUCCUGCCGCUCACCUUCUACCACGUGGUGGACGACGCCAGCCCCUUCCGCGACACGGCGCUACGGACGGGCGAGGGGGACUUUGAGCUGGUUGUCAUCCUCAGCGGCACCGUGGAGUCCACCAGCGCCACGUGCCAGGUGCGCACCUCCUACCUCCCCGAGGAGAUCCUCUGGGGCUACGAGUUCACCCCCGCCAUCUCGCUGUCGGCCAGCGGGAAGUACGUGGCGGAUUUCAGCCUCUUCGACCAAGUGGUGAAGGUGGCCGCCCCGUGCUGCGUCCGUGAGACCGUGAGGUUCGGGGACCCCGAGAAGGUGAAGUUGGAGGAGACGCUGCGGGAGGCGGCGGAGCGCGAGGGAGCACCGCUCAGCGUCCGCAUCAGCAACGUCUGAGCCACUGCCGGAACCGGGGCGGCCACCGGCGGCCACCGAUGUCACCACCAGCACUGGAGAUGAUGCCACCAGCGCGGGGAGAUGUCACCAGCUCUGGAGAUGUCACCACCAGCAGCCCUGGAGAUGCCACCACUAGGGUGGGGAGAUGCCACCACCACCGGAGAUACCACUACCAACCAGCCCUGGAGAUACUGCUACCAGCCCUGGUGAUGCCACCACCAGCAUGGGGAGAUGCCACCAGCUCUGGAGGUGUCACCACCAAGGCACAGAGAUGCCACCGUCAGGGCAAGGAGAUGCCACCACCACUGGAGAUGUCACCAGCAGUCCCAGAAAUGCCACCAUCGGCAUGGGGAGAUGCCUCCAGCCCUGCAGAUCCCACUACCAGCCCUGAAGAUGUCACCACCAGCCCUAGGGGUGAUGUCACCAGGACAGGGAGAUGUCAUCAUCACUGGAAAUGCCACCACCAGUCCUGGAGGUGCCAUCACCACCAGCACUGGAGAUGCCACCGGUGCAGGGAGAUGCCACCACCAGGGCAGGAAGAUGUCACCACCACUGAAGAUACCACUACCAGCCAGCCCUGGAGAUGCCCUUACCACUGGAGGUGCCUUCACCAGGGUGGGGAGAUGCCACCAGCUCAGCCCCCAUCUCCACCCCUCCUGAGUCACUGUCCUCCUCUCCGUGCAGGGCUGCUCGGACCCCCGCUCGCUGCUGGGACCACCUCAGCCCAUUUGGGGACAGUGUUGUCCCCGUCCCUGUCCCCAUGCCCUAAUGCUCUGCUAACGCCCUCCA